Molecule: messenger RNA, 2784 nt
Organism: Neodiprion virginianus
Lineage: Eukaryota; Metazoa; Arthropoda; Insecta; Hymenoptera; Diprionidae
Gene: Hs3st-B
Product: heparan sulfate glucosamine 3-O-sulfotransferase 6
Exons: 5
Coding region: 866-1987 (373 amino acids)
Molecular function (GO): [heparan sulfate]-glucosamine 3-sulfotransferase activity
Source: RefSeq, a predicted model, not a curated record
GGCAAAAAGAGCUGGCAGAUGCCGCCACUGUGUCAUUUCGGCACGCACAUUUUACUCUCGUGGCUAACGCGGAGGAUUUAUGACCUGCAUCAGGACGAGACGCAAUGCGGUCUAAUAGUGAUAAAAAUUUAAAACCACGCCUGAGUAUGGGCAAAAUUACCCGAACGCGCGUUUCAAGUUGACGGAAAAAUCGGGCCCCGCAUCGAGAAGUAAUUGCACAGAAUACACUGUACACCGCUAUAAAUCUGUUUUACUCUAUUUUUGAACAUGGGCCUCCACGGGUUCAUUACUCCGGUAUUGAUCUCACAGGCACGCGGCGUGAUAGCCAGAAAUAAAAUUCCCUUCUCUUUGACGAAAUGAAGUGUGUGUGCUUUACGUUGACAUUGGAUCUUUUUCCGUAAGAUGAGAAUCAUUAGACGUUGCGGACUAUCUGUUCAUCAACACAUUUUUACAGAUCUUAUUCAACACGUUUGUACAGGAUAUACUUGCCAUUCUCGAGUGUAAUCCCAACAUGAUCCCCGAAGCGUAAGUCCCACUGCGCCUGAAGAACUCAUUCAGCAACCUGCAUUACGCGGGAAAAUUGAGUGACGCUGCAGGAGGUAGUAUUUUCGUGGUGGAAGAGGAAAUCAAGAGGUAUCAAGGGAAACGAAAACAAGAUACGUUAUGAGCUGGGUGUUUCCUCCCGCAGAUGUACACAUGCGAAACGUUUGACUGUCUGAUUGCAAGUGUUUAAAGUGCAUAUCAGAGUAACGACCAUAUCAUAAAAUAAAGAUGAACGUUCCGGAAAAUUAUCGUCGACAUCCGUGAUAAGGAAAAAGGGAAGCAAGGAAAAUUAAAAAAGGCAAUAACUAACCGAACGAAGAAAAUGGAACUAAGGAAAUACUUUUGGACAAAGCAAUUCAUCUUGUUAUCAUUUUUCGUCACAACUUUUAUCUGGAUCACAUUCAAGUACAACGGAUGCCUGCUGGGCGGCUUAUCGCGAAAAUUAACACUUCAGAGGAGCCAACAUGCGGACUCUUAUUCCGAGACGCUGUUGCUGCGGUCACCCAGCCAAGUAAAGGUUGAGGAAAUCCCGUUGGACAACAUUGCGAGCCUCGAUCCACGCACGACGAAAGUCCAGCUGGUUCCCUUAUGGUCAAACAACGAGACCCUGCUUCGAGAGUUGAUCGAUGUUUCUCCGAAGUAUCAAAUCCUCAGACAGCAGGGUCUUAGACCCGGAAGACAACUGCCCGUAGCCCUGAUAAUCGGGGUAAAGAAGGGAGGCACCAGAGCACUCCUGGAAUUCCUCAGACUCCAUCCAGACAUCAGGGCCGCCGGUUCCGAGGUCCAUUUUUUUGACCGACAUUACUCCAAGGGUUUUCAUUGGUACAGGCAUCGCAUGCCGCCGACCCUGGAAGGGCAAGUAACGAUGGAAAAAACGCCAUCGUAUUUCAUAAGGGAGGAAGUGCCUCGUCGAGUGCAGCAUAUGAAUCCAGGCACAAAGCUGAUUGUGGUGGUUCGAGAUCCGGUUACCAGGGCGAUUUCCGACUACACCCAGGUGAAAAGUAAGCGCGUGAAGAUGCCGCGGUUCGAGGAGUUGGCCUUCCUAAACGAUUCCCAAGUCGUCGAUACCUCCUGGGGACCGCUGAAGAUCGGCGUGUACGCGAAGCACCUGGAGCACUGGCUCCUCUACUUUCCACUUUCACAGCUCCUGUUCGUCAGCGGUGAACGUUUGAUCGCCGAUCCGGUAGCCGAGAUUGCGAGGGUCCAGGAUUUCCUUGGCUUGAAACGGGUAAUUUCGGAAAAACACUUCUACUUCAACUCGACGAAGGGAUUUCCCUGCCUUCUCAAGUCCGAGGGACGAUCCAGUCCGCACUGUUUGGGUAAAACGAAGGGGCGAAGCCAUCCCCACAUAGAUCCAGCGGCGGUUCAACGUCUCAGGGAUUUUUAUCGGCCUUUUAAUCAACGUUUCUAUCAGCUAACAGGAAUGAAUUUUGGAUGGCCGUAGCUAACUAUUCGCAGAGGUUGUGGAGAUCUUUGGCCUGAAUUAAACAUAGACAUAUCUUAGGAUUAUAGCGAGGAGGAACUCAGUCAAUUUUUAACACUAAUCUCGUAAUUAUAUUUAUAUAACAAGGCGACGCGUUAUUACUGUUAAAAAAUAUUCUAAUACCAAUCGCCGGAAUUCGUUUCCUCAAAAAAUAACUCACCUAUACUGGUUGUACCUAACAAUAAUGUUUACAUAUAUACUUAUGUAGACACAGUAUUAUAUACGUAACGAGAAAUCAGGUUCCGUUUGACGAUGUUAGAGUGAAAUUAAAUUUUUCUUCAAAUGCACGCGUAUGAAGAAAUUCUUCGAUAGUCGGUUCAAUUGUAUAGUUAUUAGAUGCAGCGCGACGGUGAAUUCGAACGCGGUUAAUAUGCGCUGUUUUUUUUUCCCUUCUAAAAUAAGAAUUAUCGAAAAAUACGGUUGUAAUAUAUAUAUAUACUGUGUUUAGAAAGUGCACGUCGUUAUACACUGAAAUAUAUAAUAAGCACGUUGCUUUGCUCAACUAAUAUUUAAUAAACUAUACACAUACCUAUAUAGUUCAAUGCCUAUUGUUAAUUAUUGUAAGAAGCACGCUCGCGACUAUCUUCAUAAUAUAUGAAUAAUGUGUACAUGUAAACGUACACACGUGUAUUUAUACGCCAGUAGCCCUUCAAUAACAAUUAAUACGUGCAUAGAUAUAUAAUAUUUGAUUAUAAAAAAAUGUUAUUGACGUCUCAAAGCUGACGACAAAGAUCCACGGCAGGAUUAACGGAUGAAGU